UAAAAAUUCAUUUCAUCGCAAUAUUACAUACAGAAGGCAGUUAAAAAACAAUUCAUGACCCCUAGCAACAAAACAAAUAUUUGCCACACAUUGGUAUUUCUUUAAAUUAAAAUCAUUAAAAUAACAUAAAAUGCGAGAAAUUGUUCAUAUUCAAGCUGGUCAAUGUGGAAAUCAAAUUGGUGCAAAAUUCUGGGAAGUUAUUUCGGACGAACAUGGAAUAGACCCCACAGGAACGUAUCAUGGUGAUUCUGAUUUACAGUUGGAAAGAAUAAAUGUAUACUACAAUGAAGCUACAGGGGGAAAGUAUGUGCCUAGAGCAGUAUUGGUGGAUUUGGAGCCUGGUACGAUGGAUUCUGUCAGAUCCGGACCUUUUGGCCAAAUCUUCAGACCUGACAAUUUCGUCUUUGGUCAAAGCGGAGCAGGAAACAAUUGGGCAAAAGGUCAUUACACAGAAGGAGCGGAACUUGUCGAUUCAGUUUUAGAUGUAGUCAGAAAAGAAGCUGAAGGUUGUGACUGCAUGCAAGGAUUUCAGUUGACUCAUUCACUAGGAGGAGGUACGGGGUCCGGCUUGGGUACAUUACUAAUAUCUAAAAUAAGAGAGGAAUAUCCAGAUAGGAUUAUGAAUACUUUUUCUGUAGUGCCAUCACCGAAAGUAUCAGAUACAGUUGUAGAACCAUAUAAUGCCACGUUAUCAGUUCAUCAACUGGUAGAAAAUACAGAUGAAACUUACUGUAUCGAUAAUGAGGCUUUAUACGAUAUUUGCUUCAGAACAUUGAAGCUCACGACUCCAACUUACGGUGAUUUGAAUCACUUAGUAUCUGCUACAAUGUCUGGAGUUACCACAUGCCUUAGAUUUCCCGGUCAAUUGAAUUCAGAUUUGAGGAAGUUAGCUGUAAAUAUGGUUCCCUUUCCACGUCUUCACUUUUUUAUGCCUGGUUUUGCUCCACUAACAUCCAGAGGUAGUCAACAAUAUCGAGCUCUUACUGUUCCCGAACUCGUCUUGCAAAUGUUUGACGCUAAAAAUAUGAUGGCUGCAUGUGAUCCUCGUCACGGAAGAUAUCUAACUGUUGCUGCAAUAUUCAGAGGUAGGAUGUCGAUGAAGGAAGUCGACGAACAGAUGUUGAAUAUUCAAAAUAAGAAUAGCAGUUAUUUUGUAGAAUGGAUUCCAAAUAAUGUAAAAACUGCUGUUUGUGAUAUUCCACCUAGAGGUCUAAAAAUGUCCUCUACGUUUAUAGGAAAUUCUACUUGUAUCCAAGAGUUAUUCAAAAGAAUAUCAGAGCAAUUCACAGCCAUGUUCCGAAGAAAAGCGUUCUUGCAUUGGUAUACUGGAGAAGGAAUGGACGAAAUGGAAUUCACCGAAGCGGAAAGUAACAUGAAUGAUUUAGUGUCCGAAUAUCAACAAUACCAGGAUGCAACUGCAGAAGAGGAAGGUGAAUUUGAUGAAGAGGAAGAGGGCGACGAAGGUGAAAAUUAAUCUUUUUGUGGAACAUUUUCAAAUCUUUCAGUAAUUUUCUACUUGUUUGGUAUUAUAUUGAUGUAACUUAACAAAUUUUGGAGGCUUCUUAUAAAAUAAACUUUCAACUUUCA
This is a messenger RNA of Diorhabda carinulata, 1587 nucleotides long. RefSeq names its product tubulin beta chain. Gene Ontology annotation, biological process: microtubule cytoskeleton organization; mitotic cell cycle. Lineage: Eukaryota; Metazoa; Arthropoda; Insecta; Coleoptera; Chrysomelidae. The transcript is spliced from 2 exons. The record is from RefSeq and is a predicted model, not a curated record. Gene Ontology annotation, molecular function: GTPase activity; structural constituent of cytoskeleton; GTP binding. Gene Ontology annotation, cellular component: cytoplasm; microtubule. The coding region runs from base 131 to 1474 and encodes 447 amino acids.